Molecule: messenger RNA, 410 nt
Organism: Staurois parvus
Lineage: Eukaryota; Metazoa; Chordata; Amphibia; Anura; Ranidae
Source: the annotation of a GenBank genome assembly
UAUAACGUCCUCCCACUCUAAUCACCAGCGCGGCGAUCGGUAGUGCGCUGUGUUUCUGGGACACAGCGGAUCACCAAUCAGCAAAAAGACCCAAUGACUUUGGCUCUGUCAUGUGAUCAGCUGUGUCCAAUCACAGCUGAUCUCAUAGGGGACAUCUACACUGAUCAGCAGUGUCCUGAUGAUCAGUUUAGCCCCAUCAGUGCCACCUGUCAUUUUCCAUCAAUGUCACCUGUCAGUGCCCAUCAAUGCACAUCAAUGCCACAUAUCAGUGCCUACCAGUGCACUUCAAUGCCACAUAUCAGUGCCCAUCUGAGCUGCCUGUCAGCGCUACCUAUCAGUGCCAGUCAGUGCCACCUAUGAGUGCUGACAAUCAGUGCCACCUAUUAGUGCCAGUCAGUGCCUCCUAUCAG